AUGAGGUACCAUAACUUGCAAGCUGCCAUCCAACUGGCAGUUUUCUGGGCCUCUGCGAGCACGUUUGCAAUAGACCCUCAGAAUGCGGCCAGCGCCUAUCUUGACUCCCUUCCCAUCACGACUAUCUCCGGAAAUGUCGCCGGAAGACCAACUGAUUUGGCGGAUGCCCGCGCCGCAGUAUUGGCUGGUAAUUAUACAUCCAAGUUAAAUGACACUACGAGACAACGUUGCCCUACAAGUUGUAGUAGCGUGGGCCUCGAGACUCACAAUUGGUUCUCCUACUCGGAUUUGAAACACCUCGAAGAUUGCGAAAAGCCUAUGCUUCUAGACUUCGCCUUGUUCAACCUUGUUCAUGACAAAAAGUCGCGGAUUAGUAUUUCAGCAUGUACCUCAGACUUGCAGCAGUUGAGUCUUUUUAAAAACAGUAUAGGGUCAUGUGUACGUGAGGGCGUACAGCUGACCGAAACCACUUCCCCUGUGCAGUUUUCCAUGUCUGGCGAUUCUGCCUCUAGGCAUGUUAUGGAUGUCACUACAACACUCGACCAACUACGCGUAUUCACAUCUUUGUCAGAGCCGUAUUGCAAUGAGACGAUAAAAUAUGCCUACUCUGGUAAUGUUGUUAUUGGGGUAUACGCCGGGUCUGGUCUUGCUAAUCAGCAUGUUGUUCCGUCUAUUCUCGAAAAAUUAAGUCUUCAAAUCAAGAUCGACGGUAGCAUUCAUGAGAAUCUCUUAGUUCAGAUGUGCAGUAGUAUUUCGUCUAGAUACUCAUUCGGUGUCUUUGUUAACACAAAGAGAGAUCUGGGUUCUAUCCAGCUUGGUCUUCAGACAUGGAAGAAUGGAAGCUGCGUAACAACAAUGGACAAGACUAUCCUGACCUGGCAGAAAAUUGCGUACCUCAUGCCAUCUGCAGAACAUGGCAAUCACACCUUCAGCAGCAAUUCAACCUUGCUAUCGUCAAAGUCUCGCUUGAAACUUCGGGAUGAGGCUUGUCGUACAAUUCAAGUGCACGGCGGCGACUCAUGCGGCUCGCUCGCCAGCGAAUGCGGCAUCUCACCAGACGACUUCACAAAGUAUAACCCUAGUUCGACCCUGUGUGGGACUCUCACUCCAGGUCAACAUGUUUGCUGCAGUUCUGGAAAACUUCCCGAUUUCCGGCCCAAGCCAGAUGCGAAAGGCUACUGCCAUCCUUACCUGGUUAAAAGGGGUGAUUCAUGUUCAUCUAUAGGGGCAGCCUAUAGCAUAACUAAUGACGAUAUUGAAAAGUAUAAUGAGAAGACAUGGGGCUGGAAUGGGUGUCAAAAGCUAUUUGCCGACUACACCAUCUGCCUGAGUAAUGGCUAUCCUCCCAUGCCGGCAACCGUACCCAACGCCAUGUGCGGACCACAAGUUAAUAAUACAGCGUCAACGCCACCUGGAACUGACUUGAGCUCUCUGAAUCAAUGCCCCCUUAAUGCUUGCUGCAAUAUCUGGGGCCAGUGUGGCACAACAAGCGAAUUCUGCACCAUCUCCAAGUCCAGUACAGGAGCCCCUGGCACAGCGGCUCCGGGAGAAAACGGCUGUAUCUCUAAUUGUGGUACAGACAUUGUCACGUCAAAGCCCCCUGCGAACACAUUUCAUAUUGCGUACUUUGAAGCAUUUGACUGGAAGCGUCGCUGUUUACACAUGGCAGUCACCGAUAUUGACACUUCGACCUACACUCAUAUCCACUUUUCAUUCGUCACCCUUGAUGGGGACUUUUCUAUCAACACCAAAGAAGUGGGUGAUCAGCUACCAUUGCUACAGGGAAUGAUCGGAAUCAAGCGUAUUGUGUCGGUUGGUGGCUGGGACUUCUCUACUAACCCGAGCACCUACACUAUCUUCCGCGAUGCCAUGACGUCGGAGGCAAAUCGCCAGACAUUAGUUUCCAAUGUCAUCAAGUUCUUAACUCAUUAUGACCUGGAUGGUAUUGACUGGGACUGGGAAUACCCGGAUGAGCCCGAUAUUCCAGGAAUACCCUCUGGCUCUCAGGCAGAGAGCAUUGGAUUCUUCCUAUUUCUCGACGAGCUAAAGAAAAAGAUGCCCUCUGGUAAAACGGUUUCUGUAACAGCUCCAGCGUCAUUUUGGUACCUUCAACACUUCCCUAUUCAGGCUCUGAGUCUGGUCGUCGACUAUAUCGUGUACAUGACGUACGAUCUGCACGGUCAAUGGGAUUAUGAUAAUAAGUGGGCGAGUCCAGGAUGUGUGUCAUUCUCUGAGGGCCUUGGAAACUGUUUGCGGUCUCAUAUUAAUCUUACCGAAACCAUCAAUGCACUUUCCAUGAUCACAAAAGCAGGAGUUCCAGCCAACAUGAUUGCUGUUGGCUUAAGCAGUUACGGACGUUCAUUUCAGAUGACCAACCCUAGCUGCUGGACAGAGCAGUGCACCUACACAGGCCCUCAGUCAGGAGCAUAUCCUGGUCUCUGCACUAAUACUUCUGGUUACAUUUCCGACUAUGAAAUCGGUGUAAUAGCAUCUCAAAAUCCAUCAGCGCAGCAUUACUGGGAUGCUGGUUCCUACUCUAAUAUUCUCGUCUUCAAUGACACGCAGUGGGUUGCUUAUAUGAAUAAGUCUAACAAGGCAACCCGCAAAUUUCUCUAUCCAGGGCUCAAUUUCCUCGGAACUGCAGACUGGGCGGUUGACCUGCAGUCUGAGCAUGGUAGCCUUCCGGGCGCAGGAUCUGAAUCAUCAGGCGAGACUAUUUACAUAGACCCAGGCGUCUGGUCUUCUGCAGCUGCCAAAGUGGUGGCGCCGCCAGGCGCGACUCUUAUCUGGCCACCAAUGCCUCUUUCGACCACGACUACAAUUAAUUUCCCCCCCUGGACUACAACUGUCUCAUACUCGAGACUGACAACCAAGACAAGUACCUUGGCGGACGGCUCGAAGACUAUUCGUCCGUAUUACGUUUGGAUAUCAUGGCUAACAACUCUCACAAUUCCACCAGUGACAACAACGCGUAUUCCUGUAUGGGGAGUGUCUCUAGACAAAAGCUCUUCAGCUGGUACGAUUUACCUCACGAGUUCUGUGCAGCCGCCGCCCUUUCCUGUUACCAUCACUCCCAUUAUUGGCGGAACGACUUCUAUCGUCAGUGCUACCAAAACCACUACCAUUUUAGGCGGUGCUAUUAUAUGGGGUUCUUUUACGUAUACUAAACCUCAAGAGACGGAAACCCUGGGAGGGUCAACGACUGUCAUCGGCGGCAGGACUCUCGCCCCCACGGUUAUUACUGUCACUCCCAAUCCCCAUCCUACCACGGUGCCUUCGACAACAGACCCGAUUAUCAACCCUCACACGGUGGUGUGGACGUCAGGCACAGAUCCAACGCCAACCGCAUCACGAGGCUGCAUUGGAUGUGGCUCGCCCUGUCGUCUUUUCUGUGAUCCAGACUGUCCACUCUGCCCCCCCGGCAUCUUUGGCCCUCCGGGUGGUGGUAGUGCUGGCGGCGGUGGUGAGGACGGUGAUGACGAGCGGACGUCAACGAGGAGUACGGACUCACACGAUCGUUACACAGUCUUGCUGGAGGGCGUGAUUGCCGAUGACAUAUUCCCCACGGGGUUCGCAGAUAUAGCCGAUCUGUCUUCCCUAUGGUCGCAAGACAUGUCGUUGAUGAGCGCUUCAUGGGGGCCACCAAAGCCGACCAAGACUAGCAAGCCGGCCCCUACCACGAUUCCAACCGCCCACCUUCCAAAACAGACUUGCAAGUCUCAUAAGGACUGCUCUGGACCUUGCAUUCUUACGGGAUUCGUUUUGGCAUGUGUCGAUAAUAUCUGUCAUUGCGAGUUUCCGAACCCGCCAUCAGGUGAUAUUCUCUGCACAACGGAGUCGGACUGUAGUCAGUAUUUGUGCGAUGAUGGCGGACUAGCAUCUUGCGUGAACGGGGCGGCGGGUGAUCCUUUUACGAGUCUUUGUGAAUGUUAG
Molecule: messenger RNA, 3933 nt
Organism: Metarhizium robertsii ARSEF 23
Lineage: Eukaryota; Fungi; Ascomycota; Sordariomycetes; Hypocreales; Clavicipitaceae
Product: class V chitinase Chi100
Exons: 4
Coding region: 1-3933 (1310 amino acids)
Biological process (GO): carbohydrate metabolic process
Molecular function (GO): chitin binding
Source: RefSeq, a predicted model, not a curated record